GUCUGGACGUCAUGAGCGCGCAUGCUUCCGCAGCACCGUACAUUUAUUCCGAAUCGCAAACUUGACACCCCUGAAAAAUCUGCGCAUAUGUGUAGCAGCUGGGCGCAGACCCUGUUUCUGAAUCCGGUUCCGGCGUCGUCCAGUGCCCACAGACGGAUCCCUGGGCUUCCACCCGACCAGCACCGAACCGUAGCAGCAGCCGAGAGGCGGAUGCGCAAGGGAGGGUUGCCAAAUCCAGCGGAUUUCUCACGGUCCACGGACUAGAACGCUCUGUGUGUAUCCCCGUGCGCGGAUGACAACCUCAAAACACCUAUACUGAAAACUUUCAGCUCUCCAUUUUGACGCGGAGGGGGGUGUUGUUGAGAUUUUUUAGUUUUAUUCCUCUCUUUCUUUUUUUUUUUUACUCAGAUCCAAGAACAAGUCAUGAUGAUGCAGGUGCAACCGGCGCUGACAUGACUUGCUCGGCCCUGACGCGUUUUCAUUGUGCCAUGCCAACCCCGCAUUGUCAGAUGCCAUUUUACUCCAGCGUCUGGACUCCCAAUGUCCUGGGCCUGUUGUGUAAUUAGAAGUUCGUGAGGCAGUAGCAAAAAAAAAUAACAAAAAAAAUAACAAAAAAAAAACGAACUGGUGCAAUGAGAAGCUACGUUGCUUAGGGAACUGUGCGCAUUUUGCGCUGAAGCUUAUGGGUCGUGCGUACUCCAGAUCCCGGCGUCCACUUGGAGAGCUGUGCUGCGGGGCUACGGCGCACUGGCUGUCGGCUUCACAUCUGGCCCGCUUGGUUCGGACUGUUUAUUCCCUCAGCUUAUACGUCUAAGGGGGAAUUAACCGAGCUCGGAUGUGUUGGGGAUACAGGGUGUAUAUUUAAAAAGAAAUAAUAAUAAUAAAAAAAAAAAAAAACAUUAUUAUUAUACGCAUUUUUAAAAAGGCAACGCGAGGGUGACUUUGCAGUCUUCGGUUAUUAUAUAUCGUCUGACACAAAAAAAAAAAAUAAUAGUGUAAAAAAAAUAAAAAAAAAUAAAAAAAGGAGUGAAAGUGGAGUGUCCGUCGUGCGUGUCAACGCAGCGGGAUUUGUGCGUCUGGUCGGCGUUGCCCCCCCCGCCCUUCCCGCGGUGACGGUUAUGGGUCGGAAGCGGUGUGUCGGUGCAGAUUGUUCCAAGAUGGCGGCCGGGUGCUGCGGGGUGAAGAAGCAGAAGCUGUCGGGGUCGCCCGGGUCGGGGGGCCCCGGCGGGGUGGGGGCGGGGAGCGGGGUGGCGGGAACCGGACACUGCGGCUCGGAGCUGGGCAUCGGCGGCUCCUCCGCCACCGUUGGAUCGACGGGGAACGCGGGCAGAGCCAACGGCCUGGGGGGACCCGGCGGGAGCGCCGUCGUCGGCGGCAGCAGCAACUCUCUGUCCCCGGCACCGGCCGGAUACACCACCGGCCUCUCCCCCAGCCUCAGCCCCGGCCCGGGCUCGGCCAGCGGCGGCAGGAAGAUGGUCGUCUCCGCCGAGAUGUGCUGCUUCUGCUUCGACGUGCUUUAUUGCCAUCUGUACGGAUACCAACCUCCGAGGACACCCAGGUUUACAAACGAUCCCUAUCCGCUGUUUGUCACAUGGAAAAUAGGCAGAGACAAGCGGUUGAGGGGUUGUAUAGGUACAUUUUCUGCCAUGAAUCUGCACUCAGGACUCAGGGAGUACACCCUUACCAGUGCCCUUAAAGACAGCCGCUUCCCCCCGAUGACAAGGGAUGAGCUGCCUCGCCUCUUCUGCUCAGUGUCUCUUCUCACCAACUUUGAAGACGUCGGUGAUUACCUUGACUGGGAGGUGGGUGUUCAUGGUAUAAGGAUAGAGUUUUUCAAUGAAAAAGGAUCAAAACGCACCGCCACCUACCUUCCAGAGGUUGCAAAGGAGCAAGGUUGGGACCACAUUCAAACCAUAGAUUCCUUACUACGAAAGGGAGGCUAUAAAGCUCCCAUCACAAAUGACUUCAGGAAGACCAUUAAAUUAACCAGGUACCGUAGCGAGAAGAUGACGAUGGGUUAUGCAGAGUACAUCGCCCACCGCCAGCACCAUCACUACCAGAACGGCAUCGGGCACCCUCUACCACCCUACAACCAUUAUUCCUGACAGCGAGCCGCAUGACCAAUCAUUGGACCUCUCCGCGGACCUUUUCCCAGGAGAGCCAGCCCCUUCCUGGUCUAGCUAUUUCUACUACUGUACCAUUUUAUGAUGAUAGUUUCCGUUGCCAUGCUGGCCGUCUCCUAGACGUUGACAUGGCAACGGGUGGCAACGAAGCAUCAUUUGAUUAUGGCAAGAGAUCCAUGUAUUUCAUUUCGUUUGCCCGUGGUUAUGUUUUUGCAGCAUAUGUAUACGUAUAUCUAUAACCCCGUUCAUUCAUAUGUUUGGAAAUUAAACCAAUAUUAGAUUUUAUUAAUAUUGCGUCUUUUCAGCAAACCUAAUCAGGUGUUUGAUUCUGUGGAUGGAAAGAAGUCUCUUAUGGUGGAUUAGUCUUUCGCUUGUAUUGUUAAGGCUUUGCUACAGUUUUACAUUUAAAAAAAGUAAUUCCUUAGUUUUUCCUCACUUUUCUUUCUAUUACUAUCCAGACGUGGUAUAUCAUGUAGCAAAGAAACUGCAGUUGUCAAAGGCUGUGUCGUCUCUGCUUCGAUUACUCUCAAAAAACUUGACUGUGGAGGUUCUAGCCUUGUAAACUCUCGUAGUGUUGUAGUUGGAACAAUGUAUUGGGAUAUGUAUACUCCAAAGUUAGGUAGGAUUGUGAUGCCCUACGGCCUGCCUUCGUUGGUAGUGUUUAUUGCUUUGAGCUCACAGUUGUGUGCGUUAUUGUGUGUGGAUAUAGAAAAUGUCCUCCAACGGGACAAAAACCAGUAGAACAUGUAAAUUAGAUUUCACCAAAAGAUGCCCCAGAGACACCGUUGGAAGCCUCCCCCUCUCAGUAGUUGAUGUUUUGAGGUGAAACCUGUAUAUCUUGAAUUACAUUUGAUUGAUCAGGGUUUUCAGCUAUAUACUUUUUUUUUUUUUUUUCAAAAUUUAAGAUGGUUGCAGAGGAAGACGUUUUAUUUGAGGAUAAUCCCAUUAGAGCAGUUAAUUUGAUUAGUAUCUAUAUAAAAUGUUUUUUUUAGUGGGGCUGAUUUUCCUUAGUUGGAGAGGGGGUGCAGGUGUGAUUACGUGUCCCCCAAGAGUUAACAGAAGUACAGGAACUAUCUUUUUCUUAACUUAAAUGUCUGUUGGAGUUCACUAGCAGGGAGUAACUUGACAGGGAAAUGCUAAAACUACUUAAGCCAUAUUCUCAUAUCUUUAUUCCACGCUUUGUGAGAGUUGUUGGUUGUUUGGCUUGAAGAGUUUGCAUCGCGCGAUGUAAGAUCUUCAGAUCGAGAACGCAGAUGCACAGCAGCCAGCCUGAAAAAUGUAUGGCUGAAUGCUCGUCAGACCCAGCGGUUUCACCCAUCGGCCCAGACCUAGUCCGUUACCCGUCGUAGAAACAUCGUCUUGCCUUUUCAGAUUAUAGCUAACCAUUGUCACUCGUCCACAAUGUAUGAUGGAUUUAAAAAAAAAAGAAAAGAAAAACAAAAGGUCAUUUUUGAAUGAAACCACUUCCUGGUGCACAGAGGGAGUGAUCUUAUUAACAUGUUUGUGUCAUUUAGAAGUGCAUGUCAUAGUGCUGUGUAGAAACCGAAGCUGUCACUGUAAUGCAGCUAGUUGAUAUAGUUGUUGAAACCGCACCGCCGCCGUUCUCCUCCUCGCCCUUCACUGAGAUCCCGUUGAUCCUGUUGACCCGUGUGUUUACAGCACAGGGAUUGUUUUGAUUCAUGGUCCGUUUUGUCAGGUGUCUGGCAGCAGGUUGCUGGAAACACAGCUGGAUUUGUUGAAGCAGAAUCUCUGUGUGGGGCCUUGCAGCUCACAGUCGAGGCCUAUCUUUCAAAAGCAAGAGCUUUGUGAGGGACUUAAAAAGCCAUUUUCCAUCCAAAUAUUUCUAGUUGUGAGUCACAUCCACACACAUUAGGCUAGUUGGACUUGCUUUAAAGAAUGUUUAGUUGAGGAUCACCAUGCGGUCUGCUCUUUUUGGAUGUUUGGUUACUAACUGGAAUUUUUUGAGAGGUUCUUGUUACAUGACCGACAUCUUUCAUGGUAACAGCCUUUACUAACUGACAGGUUAUUUUUCUUUAUGCAAAAAUGUCAAGGGCUUUUGGCGCUCCAUCCACAGUAACCCAAAAUGAUCCAGAUUUCAGUUGUGUUGCCUUAAAUAAAUUAUUUAUUCAGCAAUGGACCAGUAGAUGAUGAUCUGAAUGUUCCUCUGUGCUGUGGUCUGCUCCUUCCCAGCUCCAUCUGUACUCCACGAAUGGGAGAGGGCCGCAGAUUACACUGUCCUCACUUAGAGACCUUUUUACCCAAGUCUCCAUGGAUGUACGGGGGACCCUGUACACCAGCAGUCUCCUGUUCCCUCACAUACACUUCACAUACUCAUCCUCUGUAGAGAAAGUUGGGCACUGUGAUGCUGACACCCUUGACGUUUCAACCACAGGAAGAUGGCGGUAAGCCUCUUGAAGAAAAUACAAAAUACACUACAAAGAGGAACAGUCAGGCACCAAUUUCCUGGUCCAUUUAAUACAGCACAACCUGAAGUUUUCUGCUGCAAAACCAAACUGACCAUGCUCUUUUACAUAUAUGUCUUUGUAUACACAUGCAAUUUAUUUUGUUGCAUGUAUGUAUGAGUAUGAGACCUAUGGUUUUAUCCAUGAUAUGCUUGAUCUAUGGCUUAGACACUCUUUAUUAACCAUUAAGAGAUUUAAAAGACAAAUAUGGUGCUAUCGGACCUCAUAUUGGGGUGGUCACAGCUCGUGACUGGUCAUGCGGACUCAUUGAUCAUAUCAUACUUAAAGAUGCUACAUGUAAGGUUUUCUCUUUAAUGCUUGCUGUGAAAUGAGUCAUGACAGCACAUUUUAAUAGUGAAGGAUGACUCAUUCAUAUAAACAAUAGCCCCAAGAAACUCUGCUUUCUAGAUUGUGGGUGAUUUUUUUGGGAUCAAUUCCCUAUGGGAAAAAUAGACAUUCUUACUUACAAUGAAGGACACCAUAGGGGCUAUAGAAUGUACUGUUAAUGGUCAUUAUUGUAAUUCAACGGCGAUGUAUUAAGAGAAAAUCCUACAAGUGUUACUUUUUACUAUCCUUGAUAUAUGCAGAUCUGUUCAACAGGUGUUUGUUUGUUUUCUUUUAUGAUUUUAUUGUUCCUACCAGUGCAAGUCAACACCCCUGCAGGUUUGAAAGGACAAGAAGUCACACAUUAACCUUUUCCCCCCCGAAGACUCCCAACACUGUGGCCCAACCGCAUGGCCAAGUUUGUCAAGGUGUGAUGCGUGUUGUUUACUAGAAGUUAACAGUAGAAGUGGUCAUUGCCUCGCCUGGAAGAUUGGAUCCUGUUUUUAUUUUGGUUUACAGAACACAUUUCUGUUCUUGCUGCUGAAUCAUUUGACCUCCUCUGAAAGAGCAAAGUUUGAAUUGUUGCCAAGUGACGGGUCCUUUUUCUGCAGCCCUCUGCAGCAUCUCUUAUAGCGGGACGGUAGUCGACGUUUUAUGUAGAACAUGCAGAAUUCUGUACCGAUCAACAGUUGAAAGCAUUGAUACCUCACAGGAUUUUAUGGAACGACAUUUGUAGAUUGUUGUAGCAGAUUGUGUUUUGGUUCCAUACCAGGGUUCGAGUUCAGCCUCAGCGUUCCUUGUGUGGUCAUUCUUGUUAUCCGUGGAAUGCUCGAGCUCAUGUUACCUUCGUAUGUUUGACUGAACCAAAGAUGCCAGCGGCCAUGCCCAAAUGCUGCUCUUCUGGCCUGGCUUCCUGUCCUUCCAAAAAUCACCCCUGCUAUUGACAAAAUGUUCUUUGUCUCUUUUUAUUUUUUUCCCCUCUCCUAAUUUCUUUUUUGUGCGAUUUCUCAACUGUCUUGACUUGUUAAGCAACCCAGUUUUCAAUGAAUUUUCAUUGAUUCUGUCUCUGAAGCCGUACCCGGCAUUGGGAUGGUUGCUAAUUGUUGUUACUUGUUCUGUUGUUAUUAUUAGUAUUAUUGCUAUAAUUUUCAAAAAUGAAAAUCCCAUGGUGUGCCUCCUAGCUUUGUGGGUUUAUAAAUGUUCUUCUUUUUUUUUUUUUUUUUUUUUUUUCCCCCUAAAGACCAGCAGUCAUACUUUGUAUAAAAGAUGGAUUUUUCCUUAUUUUUUAUGCCAUUAAAAAUAAGAAAAGCCUGUUUUCUUUACUCUGGACCCAGUAGCUGCACUGGUAUACAAUCGCACUGAUGGAUAAGAAAAAAAAAAAAAAGAAAAGAAUAAAAAAAGAGGAAUAAAUGAAUCAAUAAUAAUAAUGAUAAUGACAAAUAAGAACUACAAUAAACUUGUGUUUGAAGCUUUUAUUAUAAAAAUAUUUAAGAAAAAGACAAAAAAAAGAGAAAAUGACUGUUUUUGUACAACAAAAUAAAUUCUUUUCAAAGGAAUAUUUUGGAUCUAGUUUCAAAAUUAUUUUAGUGGUUUUCUAUGUUCUGAAUUUUUGAGACACCGACUUCUAAGACGUGUCACUGUACAAAUGACUUUCCGUUGCAGUGGCCUGAUGGGCUGGGAGGGUUACCUGGUGUAACUCCUCAUACCAACUUUUCUUUUUCUGUCAAUGUUUGGAAUUUUUUUUCCCUUUUUCUUUUCUUUUUAUUCCUCUACUUUAAUACUCUUGAAAAUUUUGAUGGAAUAAUAUGAACUGGGAACUUCAACUCCAUCCCCCGUAGAGCUAGGCCCUUUCUCCCCUCCUAUUGAAUUGCUGUUAGUGUGACACGACUUGAAAUGGGCAUUUAUUAUCAUAUGACUAAAUGGAAAAAGUGAAUAUGAGGAAAAAAAAAAGAAAAGCAAAACAAAAUGUGGGGAGGGUUGAAAGAAUAUAUAUAGAUGGGGUAUCUGAGUAUGUAAGCAAUGGCUGUGAAGAUAAUGUAGUUUUAAACCUUGUUAUUACCUUUUAAGAUCAUUUAUUCAAUAAAAAAUACAAAAUCCACUGCAAA
Cololabis saira (Pacific saury) is the source of this 7014-nucleotide messenger RNA. RefSeq names its product AMMECR nuclear protein 1 (gene ammecr1). The transcript has 6 exons. Bases 1119 to 2105 code for a protein of 328 amino acids. Lineage: Eukaryota; Metazoa; Chordata; Actinopteri; Beloniformes; Belonidae. The record is from RefSeq and is a predicted model, not a curated record.